Messenger RNA from Penicillium waksmanii, 633 nucleotides. Its product is annotated as palmitoyltransferase YKT6. The coding region runs from base 1 to 633 and encodes 210 amino acids. Lineage: Eukaryota; Fungi; Ascomycota; Eurotiomycetes; Eurotiales; Aspergillaceae. Gene Ontology annotation, biological process: endoplasmic reticulum to Golgi vesicle-mediated transport. The transcript has 5 exons. Gene Ontology annotation, cellular component: Golgi apparatus. Gene Ontology annotation, molecular function: SNAP receptor activity. The record is from RefSeq and is a predicted model, not a curated record.
AUGAAGAUCCUCUAUAUCGGAGUUUUUCGGAAUGGUCUUAACCCGGACCGUAAAGCAGGUGAUCCGAAACGUGAUACCGUGCAGCUCUGCGGCGAAAAAGAUCUCUCGCCCAUCAACUACCUGAAGCGAUCUGGAGCCGAGACGGUCAUGAUGAUCGACGUCCACGGCGUCGCCGAGGGCACCCAGCCCGGUCAACGCCAUGACAUGGAUCACCUGGGAUACAUCUUUCACGGUUACAGCCGGGUUAAGGGGAUAUCUGGUGUUAUUGUCACUGAUGGUGAAUAUCCUUCACUUGUUGCUCACCAGCUUCUCUCCAAGAUCAUGGACGAGUUUCUCACAAAGUACCCUCGUGCCGCUGUCGACCCUUCUCCAACUGAGAACGCAUACCCGUUAUCCGUGCCGCUCAAGCAAUGGAUUGAAAAAUACGACAAUCCCGAAAAUGCCGAUAGUAUCAUAAAAAUUCAGCAGGAGCUUGACAGUACCAAGAUUGUUCUGCACAAAACUAUCGAGUCUGUUCUCCAGCGAGGCGAGACGCUUGACCAACUGAUGGCAAAAUCUGCCGACUUGAGCAGUAGCUCGCAAAAGUUUUAUAAGCAAUCCCGAGAACAAAACAACUGCUGUAUCGUGAUGUAG